GGGGGGAGAAGGGGGGAGAUCAUCGUGGCAUUGAUUGAUAAAAAGCCACCCCCUUCUACGCGUGAUCGAAAGGGAUUUUUCUUUUCAUAACAAAACAAAAUAACUGAAUAUCAAGCACACCUACAUACCAACUAGAUGUAGUACAGUUGUAACCUCGAUAAUAGUAGUAAUCUCCGUAUCGCGUUUGAAUAGGUACCUACCCAUUCAUCUUCAGGUACGCGGUAGCAAUAAUACUUUUGGUGUAGCUGUUACGCAACAUCUAAAAUGCAGUAAGAUGGUCAUUAUGCAGGGAGGCUGUGAUUUUUGUUCCCUCUCAUUUCUUCUCUUUCCUCCUCUCCAACAAAACAUUUUCAUUUGCCUAUUCGUAGAUGGUUAGCCAUGUCGUACGCGUCCUCGUCACCCUCAGCUCUUCUGGGCAACCAAUUCGGAGGCGAUAAGAAUAUCAUGAGCUGCAGGGGCCGGAUACACAAGAUAUCAACGAUCAAUGAGUUUCUUAGGCUGAACAAACAAAACUGGACUGUUCAGAUAAAAGAAUCGAUGAAUCGAUGAAUCGAACUGAUCAAAUCGACUGGCCCCGUUUGGACCCUGCGUCGGUACCAAGGCUCGACAUGCGCAACCGAGCGAUUUGCAUACAACAAUACUAUCCCACCUGUCAUACUAUUCACACCUCUCUAUGCAACCUCACUGCAUGAUUUUACUUGCCUGCGUAUUUAUUUCUCUCGCUCCUGGUACUGCUCAUAUCCAGAUCCCUCAAGAAUUAGUAUCUUUAAGUACAUGUAGUUCUCAGCCUCCCGCUUCUUUUCCUCGGCUUCUCAACUCGAUCCUUCGAUCCUGUUUGCUACCAAGACUGUGGGUGGGAUACAGGCUACAAGCCUUAGUACAAGGUAGGUAGAUGUAUGUAGAGCUCCGCCCGAGCCAGUCCAUGAUAAUCAGAAUUGGAGUAGCAAUGUAGCAUACAUGUAAAUGAAAUACAUGUAUUGAAUGUCUUCAACAUGUAAUUAGGUAUUAUGUAGUUACUGGUAUGUAGUUUAAGAGAUUAUCUGGGACUAUCGCGGUAUGAAGGCCUGAAGUGGAUA
Molecule: messenger RNA, 1076 nt
Organism: Hypoxylon fragiforme
Lineage: Eukaryota; Fungi; Ascomycota; Sordariomycetes; Xylariales; Hypoxylaceae
Exons: 1
Source: RefSeq, a predicted model, not a curated record